Aricia agestis (brown argus) is the source of this 2210-nucleotide messenger RNA. RefSeq lists its product as uncharacterized. The transcript has a single exon. The coding region runs from base 73 to 2100 and encodes 675 amino acids. Lineage: Eukaryota; Metazoa; Arthropoda; Insecta; Lepidoptera; Lycaenidae. The record is from RefSeq and is a predicted model, not a curated record.
AUAGCAAUGUCAUUAUAAUUUGUAAUUCAAAAUUAUUGUUUGUAUUAUUAAAAUAUAAAUAAGACGACACAAAUGACGCACAAAUAUGCCCCCGAGAAGUUGCGGGUUCGGUGGCAGGAGGAGUACAGAGACCAGGUCCAGGAGCAGCAGGAAUUCAUGCAGGAGCUGCACAAGACACGCAGGAAGGAGGAGCAGCGCAUCUUGCAGGAGAUAAAGAAGUUAGGAGGACCCAAGUGGUUCCAAGCCCUGAGCGGUGGACAAACGACUGCGUUGGACACCUUAGAGAUGGCCAUCCAUCAGGAUCUCCUCGAGGGCCGACCGACGAGGACGGCGGAUGUGAUGAAGAAACUAGCCCUAUACCCCCAACCUAACCACGUAGACCUUUCGAACUGUGUGUACGCGGGAAGGGAAGAUCCCAAGAAAAUGCUCGCUCAUUUGUUUCUGAUCACUUACGGCCACGAAUUUGAGUCCAAACGCCUGGAGUACCCGCUGAACGCGAAGCUCAUGCUGUCGGCUAUUUUAUAUUUGGGCGGCAAAAAUCUAAUAGAGCUGUUGCAGAAAAUGUUCGCUCCCCCAAAGGAGACACCGCCGGUGGUCGAAAAGAAAGCGAGACGGCCACCGAAACAAAAAUCUGCGUCGCCAUAUAUGGAAAAACUGACCGCCCACGUGUACGAGCCGAAGAAAAAAGAUCCAUAUAAACCUCCUCCGCUUCCAAACUUAGAUUUUUUAGAUGACCUAAUCGAGGAUGAACCUCCGACGAAGCUCUAUCAACCUCCUACCGCUCCUACGCUCAAGACUACCCCUCGACCCAAGAAAAAACUAGCGGAAUCAUACUGCGAUCAGCUGGCGGGAAUCAAACGCAUCGAGCCCCAUUCCUCGGUGGUGGCGUCGCAGGAGACCGUCGUUUCGCAACCCAAGAAAGUCAAGAAACGAUCAAAAUUUCAGUUGAGUGACGUGAACAAAUCUUACGGCACGGACACGCACACGACCUGGAGAAAAAGAUCCCCGGUGCGGAAACCGACUGCACCGACUUCCGAAAUACAGAACGUGCACUUCGCGAUAACCGGCGUCUUCACACUCAACGGCAAGUCGCACUACGUGCUCGGAGGCGUGUGCGUCACGCCACCGGAGGGAGUCAUGAUACACGGGGGCUUCGUGUGCGUGGACGGCGUGAUGGUGAACCUGCACUGCGGUUUCCGAGCGCAGCCACCUCCCCAGAAGACCCAUAAAUGCGACUGCGUCGAGAGGUGGCAGGACGUCGCGCUGGACUACGUCAAACGGACCAAGUGUCGCUGCGGUCACUUCUACGAUUACGGCAACGACGGAACGUUCCCGCCCUCGGAGCUUCCGUACUUCGAAGCGCCGACGAAGCACCUCCCGCACCGGUUCAACUACGACACGAUUUUUGACUUGGACGAAAAGCACCUGCACGUACGAAAGGAGUUCAAACGGUUCUGGGAGACGGACAGCCUCGUGCACAUCGGGGACGCGGCAGCGAAGACGGAUAAAAAAAAGAAGAAGAUCAGACGAUCAUCGAAGUCAUGUCUGGGUACCGACCCGACUCCCUCGGACUACCUGAUAUGUGCGUUGAAACACCUACGAAAAGAGAACAUCGCCGCGAAAUUACCUGACGUACACCUCGUCCCGGAGCUCAAGGAGUGGAUGCGUCACAGAAUACACGGGCCGCUAACACGAAAGCAGAAGGAGCGGAUGCUGAAGAAGAAGAGCGCUACGUUUUGGCAGACUCUGCUGAGGCUCUCUAAAAAGGGGUACGGGCACGUGUAUCCGCCGAAAGAGCCGGCCUUUACCGGCCAGAGCGACUGGAACCACAAGCAGGCAAUGAUCGAGAAGUUCCGUAAAUACACCUUCCAGUAUAGACUGGAGUUGUACCGAUCGUACGCCAACGUGACGAACAUGAUGUGGCCGACGAUGUUCCAAGCGGAGUUUCCCGACAAGAGUUUCCGCCAGAUCUACUAUUCGUAUCUGUUCGCUCGUUUGGAAGACUUUCACCUUAUACACCCCUACAGCACGAGGGAGACUAUGGAGAGAACAGAAAUACUGCGGAGCAAACGGUACAGGUGUCCGCUGUCCAUUGAAUAAAAACCUCCUCGCGCCCUCGUAUUCCUCGUACCAAUUUUCUUAUUUUGUAGAUCAACAUAAAUUAAAAAUAAUAUAUACCUGGCCCGUACGAUAAUCUCAGCAAUACUUGA